AUGCCAAGUGAAGUCAGAAAGGUCCAAUUAUCUGAGCAAAGGCGCUCGAGUGCGCGUCAAACGCACUGGCAUUGCUGGCGGCUCAAAGUGCGCCAAACGGAAAUUGCCCGCGCCAUCUUGUCCGCCAACCGGAAACCCGCCAAAUUAUCGGCUAUGGAUGUCACGACACAUUGGUGCGCGGCGGGGCGCGACGGGCCAGCGCUAUCGGACGCGACAGCCCUGCGCGCUUCACUGCUGAACGAUGUCAACUUGAUCUAUAAUAUUUUAAAUAUUCGUACAUCGUUCUCGGAGUUUGUUCUGAAUACCGUCAUACAACAAAAAUGCCUUCCCCUGAAAAACCGCUCGCGCCUGCCUGAAAUUCUUUCUCCUGUAUGUUUCAGGAACGUGGGCGAGUCGCAUCGGUUGCUAUGGCAACGACACGUCUAG
Spodoptera littoralis (African cotton leafworm) is the source of this 426-nucleotide messenger RNA. The record is from the annotation of a GenBank genome assembly. Lineage: Eukaryota; Metazoa; Arthropoda; Insecta; Lepidoptera; Noctuidae.